Molecule: messenger RNA, 1694 nt
Organism: Neltuma alba
Lineage: Eukaryota; Viridiplantae; Streptophyta; Magnoliopsida; Fabales; Fabaceae
Product: thioredoxin-like 4, chloroplastic
Exons: 5
Coding region: 765-1409 (214 amino acids)
Cellular component (GO): chloroplast
Source: RefSeq, a predicted model, not a curated record
AGAAGUUGAUUGGUGAAAACUGAAGAAGGCGUUGGGUUGUUGGAGAGGAAAGCAUGGAGGGGGCAGAUGAGGUGGUGAUUGCGUGUCAACUUCCCAUUUGAAGUUUCUAAGUAACGGUAUCGCCAAGGGCCAGCCGUUCAACGGUCGCCGGCAACUGUUAGGGAAAAAGAAUAAAGAAAGUAAAGAACGAAUCUUUCCGUCCGUGUUGUUCCUGAAAGCAUGCGAAAAACCUUAUCCUCAGGAGACAAGUAAAACGCUAACAUUGGGCUUUAGUUGCAAUUGGCUGCUUUUCCGAAUAUGCAAUAUCAUGGUCUCAUAGAAGUUACAGAUUACUGCUUUUGCGGAAUUCAGAGAGAUCUCAGUGUCAAACUUCUGGCGGUUGUCAAUGUUUGAUUUAACGAUGAACUGUGUCUCAGAAACAUUCAUGCCCCUGUAACUAUUGAUAAGCUUUCUCGUUUUGUUAGAUAUCUAUUUUAUUCGGUAUAAAUUGGCAUACGCAUAGAUCUUUAUACACUUCCCUGAUAGAUUUGAUAAAAUUUCAAAACCUCCCUUGAAUAGGCUCCCAAUCGGAGUCUCCUUGCCUGCUCAAACAGAAAAGUGGUUUAUUCUCUCAUUUGCGGAAUUCAUUCAAGCUGUGGGUCAUUUUGGUAACGCUUUUAUUAACAAGAAAUGAAUGAGUAAGAGACCCGUUGGUUCUAUUGUAUUGGGCACUGUCUACCUGUUCAAAAUUUCCUUCCAGUACAUACAAGAUUUUGUCUGGAAGGAUGCCGAAGGUUGUCGUGCAGAGGCAUAAUUUUAUGUAUGGCAAGUCCUUUUUCAGUGACAGGCACUCACAAAACCAGCUAGCUUCUAAAAACUCCCAUGCAGUUUUCAGCUUGGUCUCUGGGCAUGUUCACGAGAAAUUAUGUCUUGGUAGGGCGAAAAUCGAACCCAUAAUAAAAAGAAGCCACACUAUUGGUCCCUGUAACAUAGGAGUUGCAAAUGACUAUCAAGAAGGCUUGUCCGAAGAAGAUGAUGAUCUCUGUCCCGUUGAAUGUGUCAGAGAAUUCAAAACUGAUGAAGAGUUCCACAGAAUCCUGGACAAGGCUAAGGAAACUGGAGCUUUAGUUGUGGUAGAUUUCUACCGCACCUCUUGUGGAAGCUGCAAGUAUAUUGAGCACGGUUUUUCUAAACUGUGCAAGAAAUCCGGUGAUCAUGAAGCUCCUGUAAUCUUUUUAAAGCAUAAUGUAAUCGACGAAUAUGAUGAGCAGUCGGAGGUUGCUGAUCGGCUUAGAAUCAGGAGUGUCCCUCUUUUCCAUUUUUAUAAAAAUGGGGUUCUGGUGGAAGCAUUCGCAACGAGGGACAAAGGCAGGAUUAUUGAAGCCUUGCUCAAGCAUUCUUCUCUUGAACCCCAAGAUAUUUUGAGUUGACUGUGAAGCGGUAGGCCAAGUUGGUGCUGAUGCAUGAAUUUGUGCUUAAAUUUUAUUAAGCAUGAAUAAAACAGAGGAUAACUAUCUGUUCUGUAUAUUGACAUACAGUCAGAUAUCAAAUGUUCCGGUCACCUGAUCAAGGCUGUUGUAUGAUUGUGGAUAUUCUACUUCGGCCUUUUCAUUUGUGGGAAGAUUUACUCCUCUGUCUUAAAUUUUAUACACGUGCACAAUGAUGAGAAAUACAGAGUACAUAUAAUUUUCUAUGCACAAGCAACUCCUUGAGUA